Podarcis raffonei (Aeolian wall lizard) is the source of this 2049-nucleotide messenger RNA. It is a transcript of the gene RHOV, whose product is annotated as ras homolog family member V. The transcript is spliced from 3 exons. Bases 467 to 1165 code for a protein of 232 amino acids. The record is from RefSeq and is a predicted model, not a curated record. NCBI's taxonomy places the organism in Eukaryota, Metazoa, Chordata, Lepidosauria, Squamata, Lacertidae. Gene Ontology annotation, molecular function: GTPase activity; GTP binding. Gene Ontology annotation, biological process: small GTPase-mediated signal transduction.
GUCUGUCCAGCAGUUUGCCACAAACAGCACCUUCAGUAAGUGCUAGGAAAAUCAGGAAAGGCGGCUGGGAGUUGGGAGUUUGCCCAAGCACCUACAAGGCAGCAUCAGGUUACCGGGAAAGGGGGUGGGCCCAUGCAAAUCACAGCUGCUCUGGGUGGCUUAAAGAAUUUUAAAAAAACCAUUACAGGUCUCGGGAGUUAAAUGCAAAGUGAAAAGGUGGAGUACUCGGCCCGGAUGCAACUCUCUUUUGCUCCAGACCCAAGACACCUGAAGGGAUGCAGUCCCAGAAAAUGAGAUACUACCACUGGGCGUGGGAACAGAGUGACUGACCCACGUUUGGCUCUCACUUCUUCCUGCUUGGCAGUUGUGGUGGUGGUUUUAAGCCCAAAAGAACUAAAUAUCCAAUCGCAACAUUUUUUGUUUCAAAAGAGGGACGCAAAGUGUCCCCUUUCUCGCUCCUCCAGCGAUGCCCCCCCAGGAGCUACUGGAUUACUCGCCCACCUUGAGAAGAUGCAGCACCCCCAGCAGAGGCAGCGGCUCCGAGCUGGGCAUCAAGUGUGUCCUCAUAGGAGACGGGGCAGUCGGCAAGACCAGCCUCAUUGUCAGCUACACAACCAACGGGUACCCAGACCAGUACCAGCCCACGGCGCUGGACACCUUCUCAGUGCAGGUCCUGGUAGAUGGGGCACCACUUCGUAUCCAGCUGUGGGACACUGCAGGACAGGAAGACUUUGAUUGCCUUCGUUCGCUCUGUUACCCUGACACAGAUGUCUUCCUGGUCUGCUUCAGUGUUGUAAAUCCCACAUCCUUCCAGAACAUUAUGGAGAAAUGGAUCCCUGAAAUACGGACACACAAUCCCCAGACUCCCGUGGUGCUGGUGGGAACACAGUCAGAUCUGCGGGACGACGUCAAUGUGUUGAUCAAUCUGGACCACUAUCAUGCCGGGCCUGUGCCGAGAACUCAGGCCGAAGGCCUGGCUGAGAAAAUCCGGGCUCAGACUUACAUCGAGUGCUCUGCUCUGACUCAAAAGAACCUGAAGGAGGUUUUUGACACAGCCAUCAUCAGCGCAGUUGAGCACAAGGCCCAACAGGAAAAGAAAAUGACAGCCAAGGGAAUAAAAACUCUCUCCAAGUGCCGGUGGAAGAAGUUCUUCUGUUUUGUCUGAAGAUGGUUUGGGAAUGAAGAGGCCUAGAAGUCGGGAUUGGACUUUGCACUUUCUGCCACAGAGGGCAAAGUGGCUAACUGAAUGAAAAAGUGGCUCCAACAAGGAGAGUGUUGUGAGCCAAGGGGACCUGGAGCCCCAGGAUUUGCUGGGUUGGGAUAGAACUUUCCUGGAAGACAGGAAGUGGACUUGUGUAGUAGUGCCAGGAUACCAAAUGGCUCAUGCAAUCUCAAUAGAACCGGGGUGGUUUGAAGCUUCUUGUACUGAGUUCAGUAUUAAAGAAGAGCCAAGCCUGUCAUUUUAGAUACCCAGACAGCACGAGCAGUUUCCAGAACCUCCUCACAGCAUCUUAUUUAAACCCAGGAGAAGCCGAUGCAGUGGGGUGGUGCCAGGCAGCUGCCCCCCCAACAAUGGCAUUUCUGCUUAUUGGGGCAAGGGCAGGGCUGCAGGGCCAGACUGACAGGAGCACUGGGUGCUGGUGUGCCCUCACAGCCUUGUCCUUCCCACAGCCCUGCCCCAUAAUUUGAAGUGGUCCCUUAUUCAGCCAAGCAGCAGCACUCCACCUCACGGGAUUAAACCUGAGAUAUAUUCUUGAGGUUGAUAUCUCCUUUUCAAGGCACAGGCAAGGAUAGAGGGAUUUCUCCUGGGAGACAACAAUGUCAAAUAACAUGGCCUGCUCAAGGAAAAAGUAUCUUUUAUACUUUGCUUUCAGUCCUGCUUCAGGAAGCAGAAUAAGUCCUCCAGACAGCAGGGUGUUUGUAUGAAGGAGUAUCAGUUGUGUGGCACAGCCUUAAAAGGACAAAGCAUUUUUUGUGAAAUGACAUGGAAUGAUUCCCUAUGCUUCCACAAAGCUAUUCCAAUACAGUACAUCAUUUUGGACCUCAUUG